AUGGAUUAAAACAAUCAAACUAAAGAAUAAAGUCAAUAAAAAGAAGAAGUUAUGACAAAUAUUGAACAAGGCGACGAAAAUAUUAAAGAAGACAACUAUUCUUGCGAUUUAGUUUUUAAGCUUUUAAAUGGGAUAAAAUUUACAACUUUAGAUCAUAAACCAUGCAAAACAAGUGAAGAAUCAGCUUAAGUUAGAGGAGUUUCCUUGGAUUCUGGGGCAAAAGCAAUGUUACUUAAGGAUAAAUAAAAUAUUACAUUUAUAUUAGCUGUUAUGUCAGCUAGUAAAAAGCUUUCUUGGAAGCUAAUUAGAGGUAUUGUUGGACAUAAAAAGUUAGAUUUAGCUAAACCAGAAGAAGUUUAUAGCCUCACAAAAUGCAUCCCAGGUGCAGUACCACCAUUUGGAUCCAUUUGGGGUAUAAAAACUCUUACUGAUUAAAGCCUGCUAGAUUAAGGAGAUGUAAUAAACUUUAAUUGUGGAUUAAGGACUAAGUCGAUUUCUAUGAAAACUGAAGAUUAUCUAAAUGUUGAAAAACCAUAAGUGUGCCAAUUUACAGAAUGA
Messenger RNA from Tetrahymena thermophila SB210, 558 nucleotides. Its product is annotated as YbaK/prolyl-tRNA synthetase associated domain protein. Gene Ontology annotation, molecular function: aminoacyl-tRNA deacylase activity. The record is from RefSeq and is a predicted model, not a curated record. NCBI's taxonomy places the organism in Eukaryota, Ciliophora, Oligohymenophorea, Hymenostomatida, Tetrahymenidae. The transcript has a single exon.